AUGUCGAUGGAAGGGAACGCCGACCCAGCGCUGGCCGCUCGGCAGUACCUGGAGCAGUGCACGGACACGUCGACGGCCGCUGUUCCACGAGAGCGACCAACCAAGGCGCUACCUGUUCCGAGGCGUUGGCGAACUGGCGAAAGUGACGAGGCUGAACGUCUUCUCGCAGACGAGCUGCUUCUUCGAUCACUCAGCGCGCUGCCGCAGAACUAUGACUUUGAAAUCGCCAAAACGGUGGAACGCAUACGCCGCGAUCGGAUCCAAAGCGUGGCGCUGCAGCUGCCGGAAGGCCUCCAAGUCUAUGCAUGUACGCUUGCGGACAUUUUGCAGCGUCUAUGUCAAACGAAGGGCAGCCAUACCUGCCUGAAAGUCGUGAUUCUGGCAGAAGUCACGUAUGGAGCUUGUUGCGUGGACGACCUUGCAGCCCAACGAUGCGGUUGUGAACUCCUCAUACAUUACGGACAUAGUUGUCUGGUUCCGAUCCAGCAUGCCUGCGUGCGUACCAUGUAUAUAUUUGUUCGCGUGUCCUUCGAAACGGAGCACUUGAUCCAAUGUAUUAUGAAAGAGUUCGAAGAGCGCUCUGAAAGGAUCCGUUUGUACCUCGUGAGCACGAUUCAGUUUCAGGGCCUGUUGGGGACUGUUGCGAAGGCGCUGCGCGAACGGGGGCGUUUUUCGGAGAUUUUUAUACCACAAGCGCGUCCGCUGUCUCGAGGCGAGCUGCUCGGCUGUACAGCACCGAUGGUAUCAACCGAGCACGAGGCACAAGAGACGGUACCCUCGAUUGGAGACUCGUGGGCAGUCCUGUACAUAGGAGACGGUCGCUUUCAUUUAGAGUCUGUGAUGAUUCAAAAUGCCCAUGUGGAAGCAUUCUACCGCUAUGAUCCCUACGGGAAAACCUUGACAAGGGAAUUCUACGAUCAUGACUCGAUGGUGCGGGAGCGAUGGGAGGCGAUCGAAGCAGCUCGUCGGCCCAAUGUUCGUCUCUGGGGGGUUAUUUUGGGUACUCUUGGGCGGCAGGGGAACCUGAACAUCCUCCGUCGAAUUCUAGGCAUGCUUCGGGAAGAUUGUAAGCAGUACGUUGCGAUCCUUUGCAAUGAGGUGACACCGGAGAAGCUGCGCUUGCUCAGCGGCAGCGGCAUCGACGUUUGGGUGCAGGUGGCAUGUCCGCGGCUCAGUAUCGACUGGGGUCGAAACCUGGCGCCGGACGGUGCCCCCGUUCUGACACCAUACGAGGCCAUGGUGGCCCUGGGUCGGGUUCCAUGGCGAGGACGGCGGUAUCCCAUGGACUAUUACGCUGGCAGCGGAGGCCCCUGGUCGAACUAUUACCGUGAUGGGUCAUAG
Cyanidioschyzon merolae strain 10D is the source of this 1341-nucleotide messenger RNA. RefSeq lists its product as hypothetical. The record is from RefSeq and is a predicted model, not a curated record. Bases 1 to 1341 code for a protein of 446 amino acids. The transcript has a single exon. Lineage: Eukaryota; Rhodophyta; Bangiophyceae; Cyanidiales; Cyanidiaceae. Gene Ontology annotation, biological process: protein histidyl modification to diphthamide. Gene Ontology annotation, molecular function: 2-(3-amino-3-carboxypropyl)histidine synthase activity.